AUGGAGAUAUCCACUAUUCCUAUUCAUUUGAUGUUUGGAGAUAAAGGGUUUGCUUUCCCUGAUUUGAUACCGGCAACACAACUUCAAUUGGAUUAUCAUAUAACACAAAUGUACCCAUCAAGCCCAUUCAGGCUUCAAUUGGUUGAUAAUUUAAAGUCCAGUUUACAAGUUGGUGGGACAAUCAAUAUCAAUGACUGGGGGAAGAACAACUAUGUAGUUGAAUUAGUGCACGGCGAAGAGAACGAAAUCUUCCUUGAUCCAAAUUUAAUGAAGGUUACCUUAUUUUACACUUUGGCAUCAAUACAUUCGAACGACUUACCAUUCCUUGUGACUCAAACAAUCAUGGAUCAUCUUUCGAUAGCAGAGCUUACA
Suhomyces tanzawaensis NRRL Y-17324 is the source of this 372-nucleotide messenger RNA. RefSeq lists its product as uncharacterized. The record is from RefSeq and is a predicted model, not a curated record. The transcript has a single exon. The annotation marks the transcript as partial. Lineage: Eukaryota; Fungi; Ascomycota; Pichiomycetes; Serinales; Debaryomycetaceae.